CGGAUAUCACUGUCACAAACCCGAACAUGGCCGACGGCGACACCAAGGCGACGCUGAGUGCCGUGUGCAUCGAUGUUUUCACAGAGCUGCCGCUGACCGAGACGGGACGACCGGUAUUGUGGCCGUCGGAAGUCGAAGUGUACAGUGAAUCGCACGUGAGCCUCUACGACGGCAACGUCAAGUCGAUAUAUACCCAGGGGCGAUGUGUGAUUACAACACACCGCCUGCUUUGGCUGUGCGAAGCAAAGUGUACGCACAUUUUCAUGUCUUUGUCGACGAUCGACCGCUAUAGCAAGGAAUCCGGGUUUCUGUCGCGCUCGGCCAAAAUCCGCAUCGAUUACACGCUCAACGGCGAGCACAAGUUUGUCAAGCUCUCGUUCAAGACCGGGGGACGCGACGAAUUCUUCAGUCCAUUCGAGGCUGCGAUGGCGCGCAAGGCAUGGGCGGACACAAAGGCGCCGAGCGCGCUUGCGGACCGUCGGCUGCAGCAGACACGUCAAUUCGACGCCGCCGCUGCAGGGAUCGGAGGGAUCAUGCAGCGACGACAGGAGGAGCAGAAACAAACGUCGGAGCUGACGGCGCAGUCGUUCUCGGACUUGAAUGCGUUGAUGGACAAGGCCAAGGACAUGGUUGCAAUCAUUGAGCGCUAUGUGGCGACGAGCAAGUCGACCACGGCCUCCUCCUCGCCUGACUCGUCCGAUGCAUCGGCACCAAACGACGAAGCGACCGAAAUGCAUGCCAUGCUGCUCAACAUGGGCAUAGCAUCCCCCGUGACCCGCGAAAACGCUGGCGACGCGUACCACGUCCAGUUGGCGCGCCAGCUCGCGUCAUUCCUCAAGCUUCCGCUGGAUGCAUCGGGUGGCAUCUUGACGUUGUCGGACAUCUACUGCCUCUUCAAUCGCGCGCGCGGGACGGAGCUGAUCUCUCCAGAAGACUUGUACCACGCCGCGGCGUUGCAAAAGCCACUCCAUCUCGGCAUGCACAUGCGCAAGUUUGAAGGCGGACUCAUCGUCCUCCAAGCAGGUGCUGUGUGGACAUCAUUCGACCUGCGGCGACCUGUGAUCUGGCCGAGCACUAACAUGGAGUAGACUCACACAACGAAGACCGCGUCGCUGCACGGCUCGAAGCGCUCGCGACGUCGGCCAGCGAAGGCUGCAUCACGUCGUCGGACGUGGCGCGAGCGCUCAAGAUAUCCAUCCCGCUUGCCGUCGAGUACCUCAAGGCCGCGGAACAAAAGGGCAAGCUGUGUCGAGACGACACCUUCGACGGGCUCCUCUACUACUCGAACCGAUUUCCGUCGUUUGUGGACCGCUUGGCGGCGGCGUGACCUGCUUUCGUCGAGGCUCUGAUCGGCGAGGCGCCGCCAGGCAGGCACUAUUCUUGUAAUGUACAUGCGCAGUGCGGAUCAACGAUCGGUCAAAAGCAAUUUGUUGUG
Messenger RNA from Aphanomyces invadans, 1435 nucleotides. RefSeq lists its product as hypothetical. The transcript has 5 exons. The record is from RefSeq and is a predicted model, not a curated record. Bases 27 to 1088 code for a protein of 353 amino acids. Gene Ontology annotation, molecular function: ubiquitin binding; phosphatidylinositol-3-phosphate binding. Lineage: Eukaryota; Oomycota; Saprolegniomycetes; Saprolegniales; Verrucalvaceae. Gene Ontology annotation, cellular component: late endosome membrane; ESCRT II complex. Gene Ontology annotation, biological process: protein transport to vacuole involved in ubiquitin-dependent protein catabolic process via the multivesicular body sorting pathway.